Molecule: messenger RNA, 1679 nt
Organism: Phialemonium atrogriseum
Lineage: Eukaryota; Fungi; Ascomycota; Sordariomycetes; Cephalothecales; Cephalothecaceae
Exons: 4
Coding region: 144-1454 (436 amino acids)
Biological process (GO): polyketide metabolic process
Source: RefSeq, a predicted model, not a curated record
CAUUUGGUUGACAGGUCAAUCAGAGGCUGGCCACAAAGAGGUAGUCGUCCAUAUAGGUAUUCUAUAUCGUGUAUUCCUUAGAACCGGAGCUUUCUCUGGACACAGACCACAAACCCCUCUUUCCCCAGCUUUGACCAAAAACCAUGGCUGCCACCACCCGAGUCUACCCCGCUGUACCCCUCCCGGACGCUCCCCUCGUCCCGCUCGCGCCGAACGCCUCCCUACAACCCCCCCUGUCACGCCGUGGUUACGGGCCGGGAAUUGUCAUCAUAGAUCCCGGAUACGACCUUCCGGCCCUUCCGUCAGCCGAGACCCUCGACCCACCUCCCCAGUACAAGUGGGCCGAGGAGGGAUACGCCGUCGUCCGCCUGGCGAUCCGGGCGGACGGCGGGAAGGAUGAAGAUGACUGGGACGUCCGGGCUGGCCUGGGCCGGGCAAUCGAGGCCCUGCGAGGACUGGACCAGUGCGACGUGAAGGACAAGACCGCUCUACUCGUCUACGGUACAACCCAGCAGUACCCCCCAGGCUUUCCCGAGCAGCUGACCGCCGCCCUCGCCGGGGCCCCCUCCAUCGUCGCCUGCGUCGCCUUCUCGUCGGCGUGGCGGCUCUCGUCGCCGUCGCGGGCCCAGCUCGUCCACGAGCCCGGGAGGCGCGGCCCCCGCCCGGCGGCGCCCGGGACGACGACGACGACGACGACGACGACCAAGGUGUACGCGUACCCGGCGGCGUCGUCGUCAGAGUUUGUGGUCCCCGUCCCCGGCGGGCGCGACUACGUCCCGGGCGCGGCGUCGCUGGCGCACAGUCGGAGUCUUGGGUUUGUUAAGGGGCGUCUCGGGGGGCCCCUUUUCGACCUCGAGGAGAUUUGGGAGGAGCACACGCGGUAUGAGUUUGGGGAUCGGUCGGUCGAGAAGACGAUGGGGACUAUGGUGCUGGAGCCUUAUGUCAAUCAUGUCCCCACGCUGACUGGGGGCAUCGGCCGAGAGCGUCUGACGGAUUUCUACCGCCACCAUUUCAUCCUAAAUAACCCUGAUGACACGGCGCUUGAGCUAGUCAGCCGCACUGUCGGGGUGGAUCGCAUUGUGGACGAGUUCGUCUACUCGUUCACGCACGACAUGGAGAUUGACUGGCUCCUCCCAGGUGUCCCCCCAACAGGCCUCCCCGUGCGCAUCCCCUUCGUGGCCGUGGUCAACGUGCGCGGCGACAGGCUGUGCCACGAGCACAUUUCGUGGGAUCAGGCGACGACUCUGCGCCAGCUCGGCUUGCUGCCGGAGUACCUGCCCUUCCCGCACCCCGUGGCCGGCCGCGAGGGCCAGAUCCUCGAGUACAGGGUCCCCGCCGCGGGGGUCGAGACGGCGCUCAAGCUCGCGGAUGAGCGGUGCGUCGGGAGUAAUGGGUUGUUUGUGGCGGCGGGGGAGGGGGUUAGGGAGGUGGGUGCGAAGGGGAGGGAGGGUUGACGGUCGGUUGUCGGUCUGGUGUAGCGCGGAAUAUGAUGCGUGGGCUGGUCCUGGGUUCAUGCACAGGGUGACAGCCAAGGUAAAUGAUCCCUGACAGAGUAGCCUCUAUGUUGGCGGUCGAGUUGUGGGGCAGGGCUUAUAAGGUUUAAUCACAUGGCAUCUUAAGUUCGGGUGUGGCUGAAAGAUUGUCAAGCAACUCUUCGACGGUGACGGAAGACCCGUGGC